Molecule: messenger RNA, 631 nt
Organism: Drosophila eugracilis
Lineage: Eukaryota; Metazoa; Arthropoda; Insecta; Diptera; Drosophilidae
Gene: COX7AL
Product: cytochrome c oxidase subunit 7A1, mitochondrial
Exons: 2
Coding region: 103-414 (103 amino acids)
Biological process (GO): mitochondrial electron transport, cytochrome c to oxygen; regulation of oxidative phosphorylation; mitochondrial respirasome assembly
Source: RefSeq, a predicted model, not a curated record
GAAAUACCUAUCUAGAAGAGGUCCUUUUUUGAUUCCAUUAUACUUCAUCUUUCGUUAGAAGUCAGACAAAAUUUGUAACCACAAAAGUUACAAAAGCCAUAAAUGCUAAGAAACAGUCUAUCCUUCCGCCCCUUCCUUCGGGGAGUCGGUGAAUUCGGUGCAUUUUGUACACCUGUACGUUUAUUUCGGAACUCAGCUGCUUUAAAAUACGCUGCUGCAGCUGCAAAGACCACGCCAGGAAAAUUACCCCCGAAAAUGGCCAAGUUGAGGAAGCAAUUUCAGGCUCAAAACGAUUUGCCCAUCUUUCUUAAGGGAGGAAGUAUGGACAACAUAUUGUAUAGGCUAACAUGGGUGCUGUGUUUUUUGGGAUUAGGUGGAGAUAUAUGGUUGUGGCUUGGCUAUAUCAUAGCAUAAAAUUAUGGAUUACGAAGAUAUUCCAAGUUUCGGGCGGGAUUAUAUUAUCAUCUACAUUGUUGGCAUUAUGUAGCUACUGAGCCAUUACACUAUACACAAUUUCAACUUUUUCGUUUCUGUACAUAAUACAUAAUAUACGGCAAAUCAAUUAAAUAUUAACUGAAGAAUUUUUCCUUUACCUUUAAAUGUAAUAAUAAAUUCAUAUUAAACCGCCAAA